Messenger RNA from Carlito syrichta (Philippine tarsier), 1017 nucleotides. RefSeq names its product FK506 binding protein 11 (gene FKBP11). Gene Ontology annotation, molecular function: peptidyl-prolyl cis-trans isomerase activity. The coding region runs from base 390 to 992 and encodes 200 amino acids. The record is from RefSeq and is a predicted model, not a curated record. The transcript is spliced from 6 exons. Lineage: Eukaryota; Metazoa; Chordata; Mammalia; Primates; Tarsiidae. Gene Ontology annotation, biological process: protein peptidyl-prolyl isomerization.
UGAGCGACGCGUUCCUUACCUGUAAAAUGGAAGAAAUUAUGCCUACCUUUUCGGGGUGUUUUGGGGAUUAGAGACUAGCUCCUGGCACGCAGUAGGUAGUCGUAAACGCGUGCUCUUACGUGGCCCAACCCUUCGCUGUGGGACAGAACGGCUUAACGGACCGGUCAGAAUCUGCGACCUCCGGAUCUUGGGGGGUGCAGAGGGCUCCCGCGGCCUCCUUCUCUAGGAGGUGGGGACAGGGUGGAGGAAGGGCUGCAGAAGGAGGAGCUCGCUCAUCGCGACCCGCCCCGUCCCGUCCAGUCUGGCCUGGGCGCCGAGGCAGCGCUGUCCCGGCCGCCGCCACCCGACCUGCCUGUGCUGGUGCCCCGGUGCCCUGCCCACGUCCAGUCAUGACCCUGCGCCCCUCACUACCGCUCCGUCUGCUGCUGCUGUUACUGCUCGGUGGGGCGAUGUGCCAGGCUGAGGCUGGGCUCGAAACCGAAAGUCCCGUCCGGACCCUCCAAGUGGAGACCCUGGUGGAGCCCCCCGAACCGUGUGCGGAGCCCGCAGCCUUUGGAGACACGCUUCACAUACACUACACGGGCAGCUUGGUAGAUGGACGCAUUAUUGACACCUCCCUGACCAGAGACCCUCUGGUGAUAGAGCUUGGCCAAAAGCAGGUGAUCCCAGGUCUGGAACAGAGCCUUCUAGACAUGUGUGUGGGAGAGAAGCGAAGGGCAAUCAUUCCUUCUCACUUGGCCUAUGGAAAACGGGGAUUUCCACCAUCUAUCCCAGCGGAUGCAGUAGUACAGUAUGAUGUGGAGCUGAUUGCACUUAUCCGAGCCAACUACUGGCAAAAGCUGGUGAAGGGCAUUUUGCCUCUGGUGGGCAUGGCCAUGGUGCCAGCCCUUUUGGGUCUCAUUGGGUAUCACCUAUACAAAAAGGCCAGCAGACCCAAAGUCUCCAAAAAGAAACUCAAGGAAGAGAAACGAAACAAGAGCAAAAAGAAAUAAUAAAUCAUAAUAAUUUUUAAAAAAC